Messenger RNA from Camelina sativa (false flax), 813 nucleotides. The record is from RefSeq and is a predicted model, not a curated record. NCBI's taxonomy places the organism in Eukaryota, Viridiplantae, Streptophyta, Magnoliopsida, Brassicales, Brassicaceae.
AUGUAUUUAUCUCAACGUAAGUAUACACUUGACAUCAUUUCGGAUACUGGUUUGCUUGGGGCGCAGCCUGUCUCUCAUCCUAUUGAACAGAAUCAUCAUUUGGCUACGGCUACGGGUGCAUUGCUUCCUGAUCUGUUUCGUUAUCGUCGUUUGGUUGGUCGUCUUAUAUACCUUGGGGUUACUCGGCCGGAUCUCUCGUAUGCUAUUCAUUUGUUGUCUCAAUUUAAGCAUGCUCCGAGGGUGGAACAUUGGGAGGCGGCACGUCGGGUAGUUUGUUAUCUCAAGUCCAAUCCGGGUCAAGGUAUUCUUCUCUGUUCUGGCACUGAUCUUCGUCUUACGGCUUGGUGUGACGCUGAUCAUAACGGUUGUCCCUUAACACGACGUUCUCUCACUGCUUGGUUUAUUCAACUUGGUGGUUCUCCGGUAUCUUGGAAGACACGGAAGCAAGAUGUGGUUUCUCGUUCCUCGUGUGAGGCUGAAUACCGUGCUAUGGCCAAAACGGUUUGUGAGCUUCUCUGGUUGCGCGAUGUUCUUGUUUCCAUGGGUGUUGAUUGUUCAGCUCCGGUUUCUCUAUAUUGUGAUAAUGAAUCGGCUAUCCAUCUGAGUAAGAACCCGGUUUUCCAUGAGCGGACGAAGCAUAUCGAAUCAGAUUGUCAUUUCAUUCGUGAUGAGAUUGUGCGUGGUGUCAUUGCUCCGCAACAUGUUUCGACUAAGGUUCAGUUGGCUGAUAUUCUCACUAAGGCUCUUGGUCGUAAAGAGUUUGAUGAUUUUAAGCUUAAGGUGGGUAUUCGGGACCUGCACACUCCACCUUAA